Caenorhabditis angaria is the source of this 770-nucleotide messenger RNA. NCBI's taxonomy places the organism in Eukaryota, Metazoa, Nematoda, Chromadorea, Rhabditida, Rhabditidae. The record is from the annotation of a GenBank genome assembly.
AUGAUAAUUAUGUUUUUGUGUCUUCUCUCACUCACAGUAGCAAAUGCUUGCUACGAACAUCGAGAUGGAAAAAUGAUUGUCUCUCUCCCAGAUGCAGUGAGUUUUUUCAACAAAUAACUGAACCCCCAAUAUUUUUUUCUUGCAGAAAAUCAAGGAGUACAAUCUCACCGAAACUGGUAUCCAAGUUUAUUUCGAAUUGUAUUCUUGUGAUGCGCUCUUCGAGAAAGAAGAAUAUUUUGUUCCGAAAGAGAAAAUCUAUGUUGUUCACAAAAAAAUGUGCGCCGAAAGCUGCGAUUGCCAGAAGAUUGAAAGAAAGACUUACGAACAUUCGAAGAUGUUGGAUAUUUAUAAAGGAGUCAGUAUUGCAAAGUUCAUGGUUUCCUAUGAUGUUUGCCGCGAUAAUUUUGAGGUUGGUUUCAACUUUUCUGAACUUCUUAUUGAAUCGUUUCUGGUGGUAAAUUCACACAUCGAGAAGUAGGAUUUAAUCCGAUUCUUGACAUGUUUUGUUCAAAAAACUUUGCUUUCCGAUUUUCAUAAUUUCCCUAACUUUGUUUUUCUAAAACUGGAACCUACCCCAAAAUCAAUAUUUCCAGGUUCGGGAGGAUGAUUCAGGCGUUUUUGAAGUCGAGAUUCUUUAUUUCCACGAUAUCGUCCACAGAAUGUUCAAAGGUAGACCAUAUGCAUUGGUUCUUUAUUUGGUUUUUCUUGCAUUCGUUGCCUUUUUCAGUCUCAGACUUUUCCUCGGUCUUUUGUUGAGAUAUUUUGAUUGA